AGACGGGGGUUAUCGCUGCGCAAAAGUGGCUGGUCAGUACAAGUCACAGGUAAAACGCAUCAUGAAAGUUCUUUCAGAAGAUUUCCCUCAAGCAGCAAAUGAAAUAGAUCUUGUUACUGUCGAGGGGCAUGACGGAGUGGUAAUGUUGAGGAAGUGGUUGGGUCAACUAUCUGAGGAGUAUCAACCUGGAACCAUUAGAUCAUACCUAAUGAGCCUUAGGCUAUUCCUUAAAUUCCUUGUGCAAGAAGAGAAAGGGCAAGAUAGAUUAGACACACUUCAUGCAAGGAGAGAUCUUUUAACUUCGUGGUCAUCUGCUCAAAGAAAGAAGGUGCUGAAAAGGAAAUUAGAGAAACAUGACAUGGACUUUGCAAAACUCCUUUCUAGCGAAGAUCUAUAUAAAGUGUCAAAUGGACAACAGCGAAUAAACAUAAUUAAAGCGCUUGGAACAGCUGCGGAGAAAAGCAAAGCUUGUGGAGAACCUGUGCUGGUCAACGAUCAGACCUUUUGCGAAGUAAGGGAUUGGCUGAUUACAAGAUUAAUAAUUGACAACUCCGGAAGAAGUGGUAUUGCAGCAAAUAUAACAGUGGAGGAAUUCAAAGAUGCUAAACUGUACGCUGGAGAAGAAGAUGGAGAGAGAUACCGCGUAUCAGUUAAGAAUCACAAGACAGGAGGUGUUUAUGGGGCAGCCAUUGUAUGGUUUCAUGCUGAUGUUUACAAUCUGGUGAAUACGUAUAUCUCAAGGGUGAGGCCUAAGUACGUCAAAGAUGCCACAGAUAACAUGUUCGUUUCAACCAAUGGCGUUAAACUUACUUCAUCGCAAGUAUCCACGUGUCUGACUCGUACAUUUCAAAGGGAGGGUGUGAAGUUUCACGGUCGCAUCUCCGCAACCUUGAUAAGAAAAUCUCUGGCAUCAGGAGUGCAUGUCCAUUUGCCUGAAGAUCAAGAACAACUGGCUGCCCUUGCACAGCACAAACCUCAAACACAAGCUCAAUAUUACCGCAUCAAUGACAAAGUUAGAGAAACAGAUAUUGGGCGUCGUGCUGUCAGAAAAUUUAUCACCAUGAACUGCGCAAAGACAGAGGUAAGUACUCUUAUAAUGCAUACCAAUCGUAGUAAUUUGAAUAACAAUUGGCAUACGAAUUCUGAUUUCUUUUAGGUAUCAAUAAUUCCUGUCGAGUGGACCGAGGAAGAGACCUCAAAACUUCAAGAUUUAUUCAAGUCUGAAAUUGAGACUGGUAACAUAACUGAAAACAUUGUCAGAGAUAAACUUGGUGCUUCCAACCUGUUGGAAACACACUCCAUGAAGGCAAUUGUGUUGAAAGUGAGAAGGCUUCGAUCAGAAUUUACCAAAAACUUAGAACCACCAACUGAAGUUGAGUCUCCUGAACAGAAGAUAGAACGGUUUAUGUCUUCCAGAGCUCCAUCCAUCGCAUCUGAAUCUGCAAAGCCAUCAUGGAGUAAGUUCACCGAUGAACAAACAGACCAUCUCCUAUCGUUAACUCAGGAUAUGAUUGAAAACAACGCAGUAAAAAGAGAGGUCGUUUGGGAACGGGUGAUAAAUGAUGAGAAAGCAUGGAAAACCGGGUUGGUCUUCGGAACCGAUGAUGAGGAGCUUCUUUUGAGGCAAAAACAACGUUUGGCGGACAAGGUACGAAAAGAAGUCAAACGUCAAAAGAUGAAGAGAAAGUAGUAGUUUGAUCCUGUGGUUCUUGCAUUAUAUUUGAACAUUAGUUGACAUUGAACAUUUCUUGUCUUUAUGUAUUCAGGGUUACAACAUAAUUGAGUCCUAUAUUGUUAACAUGUUAUUUUCUUUAACCGUUUGCCAGUCAUUUUAUGGUUGAUCGUUUUAUUUCAAGUAAGUCAAUAUUCCCUAAAAAGGCCGAUUUACACAAUGCAAUUUCUUCGUGUGUUAAGGUUCGAACGACAAGUCAUAGGGUCGUGUACGACCUGACGAAUGACCGUUUAUAUGGUAUGAUUCGGGUCACAUGCAUCAAGUCAUAUACUACAAUCGCAUCGUGGAAAUCGGCCUUAAGAGUCAUAUACUACAAUCGCAUCGUGGAAAUCGGCC
This is a messenger RNA of Pocillopora meandrina, 2068 nucleotides long. The record is from the annotation of a GenBank genome assembly. NCBI's taxonomy places the organism in Eukaryota, Metazoa, Cnidaria, Anthozoa, Scleractinia, Pocilloporidae.